Phytophthora nicotianae INRA-310 is the source of this 1806-nucleotide messenger RNA. RefSeq lists its product as hypothetical. Gene Ontology annotation, cellular component: nucleus. The record is from RefSeq and is a predicted model, not a curated record. Gene Ontology annotation, biological process: dGTP catabolic process. Lineage: Eukaryota; Oomycota; Peronosporomycetes; Peronosporales; Peronosporaceae. Bases 513 to 1712 code for a protein of 399 amino acids. Gene Ontology annotation, molecular function: dGTPase activity. The transcript has 8 exons.
ACUGGCCGGUACGUGUAGUGAAUCAUUCGCCAUCGUCCACUCGACCAAUUGAGUCAGCAGCGGCUCCAGUUCGACGUCUGACGCAGUGAGAAUGACAAGUGUGUGGCCUGUGGCAGACGAUCCUCGUGCCAAGCUGUUCAAUGACCAAGUGCAUGGUUACAUCAAAGUCAAUGGUCUGUGCGUGUCGCUCAUGGACACACCGCAAUUCCAGCGACUCAGGGACCUCAAGCAGCUCGGUACACUCUACUACGUCUUCCCAGGAGCUUCGCACAACCGGUUCGAACACUCUCUGGGCGUCAGCUUCCUGUCCGGACAGACAGUUGAGCGGUUCCGCCAGCAGCAACCAGAGCUAGAGCUCACGCAGCGAGACGCUAGACUUCUGGUACGGAUGUUACAAUGGAAUCGACAGGAAAUUAGACAACUGACAGUGUGUGCGUAUUGUGUAGAGUGCAGCGGGACUACUGCACGAUCUCGGCCACGGGCCAUUCUCGCACGUGUUUGAGCACGAAUUCAUGCCACGUGUGGCGGCAGCGAGGGGAUACGGCAGCUCAGAUGCACCGGCAUAUCACCAUGAAGAUAUGUCGUUGCGAAUGGUUGAGUACAUAGUGGACGACAACAACAUUGACCUCGAAAAAGACGACAUGCGAUUCAUUCAGCAGCUCAUUGUUGGAGCUAAAGAGACGCACAUGGGCUCGCGUGUGGAUUCUCGCGGAUACCUGUACGAGAUUGUGGCAAACGGACGGAAUUGCAUUGACGUGGACAAGUUCGACUACCUGGCUCGAGAUAUGCUCAAUCUUUUCGGUCUACGCAAAGUCUUUGACUUCUCUCGACUCACGAUGUUUAACCGCGUGAUCGACAAUGAGAUUUGCUACCAUACAAGUGUGAAUCUGGACAUCUACGACAUGUUUCAGCAGCGGUAUCAGAUGCACAAGCAGAUCUACAACCACCGCAAGGGUAAAGCGGUCGAGUUCAUGAUCUGCGACGCAAUGUUGCUUGCCGACAAGGAGCUAGGCAUUUGUGCUGCCACACAGACACCUCAAGAAUUCCAGUUCCUCACGGACCACAUCGUUCAUUCGAUUGAGGCGUCCAAGACUGACUCGCUCGCCGACGCACGAGCUCUGCUUAAGCGUAUGCGUCGUCGCGAGCUGUAUGAGUUUAUUGACGAGUAUCUGUUGCCUCCUGACUUGAUGUCCCGCAUCCCUCGCUUCACCGCCGAAGAGUUAGCUACUCAAACUUCCCUCGACGGCGUGACACUGGCUCCGGAAGACAUCAUCGUAUCAGAUGGGCGACUAAACUACAAUUUCAAAGACCGCAACCCCGUGGAUAAUGUCUCGUUCUACGCUUCCAGUGAUCUAAACUCCAAGUUCCACAUCCCGAAGGAGGAAGUCAGCUUGCUAUUCCCCGAGAAGUUUGAAGAGCGCAUUAUACGCGUGUACAGCCGAAACAAAUCACUUAAGGUCCACGCAGCAAUUCAGCAUGCCUUCCGUACGUACAUUCGCCAAUUCAGCACGACACUUCCGCCGCCGUCACCGUCUUCCAAGGUUUUUGGCCAAAAGAUCACCGAGCACGUGCUGUCGUCCAAAAAGAAAGUUGUCAGAAAACUACCAGUGCUGCCAGAAAUAAGUAGUGAACACGACACCAACGGCAGCCCUUCAACGUCCCCAGCCAGCAAACGCCUCAAAUCUGCUCCAGAGAGUAAAGAUACCCAGUAAUAAUGAUGGUACCAAGUGCUGUACGUUACACCCAUCAUACACACCACCAUUCAACGUGUUUCAUUUAGAUAUAAGGUUCUGUGCGCGUAUGCCA